AUGGGAAGUAGAAGACAUAAGAACAAACAAGCUGACCCACCUUCAUUUGAAGAGUUCACACAGAAGAAGGGCAGAAAGAGAUCAAACUCUGAAUCUCAGGAAUCUCUCAAUAAGAAGUCCAAGGGCGUGGAAAAGUCCAAGGGAGUGGAAAAGUCCAAGGGAGUGGAAAAGUCCAAGGGAGUGGAAAAGACAAAGAAGAAGUCAAAGAAGUUGAAUGAAGAGGAAGAAGAGUUGUUGAAGCUCAAAGAAGAGGAAGCCAAAUUGCCAGAGGUUGAUUUGGAAGAGUUGUCAAGUGCAAAAAAGUCGUUGUUCGAUGAUUCUGAAGACGAAGUUGGCGAUGAUGAUGAGUUUGACGUUGAAGAUGAAGCAGGCGACGAGUUCUACGACUCCGAUGAAGAAACUCGUGCUCAACCUAUGUUUUCAGAUGAUGAUGACGAUGAGGAUCUUGAGACACUGAAUGCUGCUAACAUGGAAGCACUCUCCGCAAGACUCGAUGAGGAAGCUGCGCAGGAAGAAUUGGACGCAGAGGAAGAACUGUUACAGACAAACAUUGCACAACCAAGAGCUAAAAUCCUUCCAAAUGAAGAAGAGCUGGCACUGGAGUCUCAAGGGCCAAAGGACUUGACCGUGCUACGUACAAGAAUGAUUGAGUUGGUCAAAGUAUUGGAAGAUUUCAAGAAUCUGGCCGAGGAGGGAAGAUCAAGACAAGAAUACACAGAUAGACUCCUACAGGAUAUUUGUGACUAUUUCGGCUACUCUCAGUUCUUAGCAGAGAAACUGUUUAACUUGUUCUCUCCAUCUGAAGCUAUGGAGUUCUUCGAAGCCAAUGAGAUUGCAAGACCAAUAACAAUCAGAACAAACACCUUGAAGACCAGACGUCGUGACUUGGCACAGACCUUGGUCAACCGUGGUGUUAACUUACAGCCAAUUGGACCAUGGACCAAGGUUGGUUUGCAAAUCUUUGAUUCCCAGGUUCCAAUUGGUGCUACUCCUGAAUACCUAGCAGGUCAUUACAUCCUUCAGGCUGCGUCUUCGUUCUUGCCUGUUAUGGCUUUAGCUCCUCAGGAAAACGAGAGAGUGUUGGAUAUGGCUGCUGCUCCAGGUGGUAAAACCACCUACUUGGCUGCAUUGAUGAAGAAUACCGGCUGUAUCUUCGCCAAUGAUUCCAACAAGGCUAGAACUAAGUCAUUGAUUGCAAAUAUCCAUCGUUUGGGAUGCACAAACACAAUCGUAUGUAAUUAUGAUGCUAGAGAGUUCCCAAAGGUCAUUGGUGGCUUCGACAGAGUCCUAUUAGAUGCCCCAUGUUCAGGUACAGGUGUUAUUGCUAAGGAUGAAUCUGUCAAGGUGUCCAGAACUGAGAAAGAUUUCAUUCAGAUCCCGCAUCUACAGAAACAGCUGUUGUUGAGUGCCAUCGAUUCGGUGGAUGCUAACUCUCCAACAGGUGGUUAUAUCGUCUAUUCUACUUGUUCCAUAAUGGUUGAAGAGAAUGAAGCUGUUGUCGAUUAUGCCUUGAGAAAGCGUCCAAAUGUUAAGCUCGUCGAGACCGGCCUGGAGAUUGGUAAGGAGGGCUUCACAAGCUUUAGAGGGAAGACCUUCAACCCAAAGGUGAAGUUGACCAGACGUUAUUACCCACAUACCUACAACGUGGAUGGCUUCUAUGUUGCAAAGUUCAAGAAGAUUGCUACGAGUCCUCAUGAUGUUUCAAAAGCAGGUGCAAAGGAGAAGGAGAACGCUGCCAGAGCCGAAGAGGAGGAAGAAUCCCUUAUCCACGGUGACUUUGCAACAUUCGAUGAUGAAGAAGAUACUCAGUUCAUCGAAAAGUCUAAGAAGAGACACUUUAAAAAGAAAGGUAUUAACCCACAGUCACAGAAGUAA
This is a messenger RNA of Williopsis jadinii, 1875 nucleotides long. It is a transcript of the gene NOP2, whose product is annotated as rRNA (cytosine-C5-)-methyltransferase NOP2. Gene Ontology annotation, biological process: rRNA base methylation; maturation of LSU-rRNA. The transcript has a single exon. Lineage: Eukaryota; Fungi; Ascomycota; Saccharomycetes; Phaffomycetales; Wickerhamomycetaceae. Gene Ontology annotation, molecular function: RNA binding; rRNA (cytosine-C5-)-methyltransferase activity. Bases 1 to 1875 code for a protein of 624 amino acids. Gene Ontology annotation, cellular component: nucleolus. The record is from RefSeq and is a predicted model, not a curated record.